CUGGGGCCUCUGGAAAUGCAUGGCACGCUCCGCCCGGAUCCGGCUUGGGCUCCCAAAUCCCGGGGCCCGCCAGCGCCCAGCGGCCAAGGCCGGGACAGCCGUGGCGCCGGCUUGUCGGGUCCAAUGGCGCGGCCUUCGGCUCCGCUCCCCGCGCGGGGACCAGGAGAGGCCGGACCCGGCCGGAGAAGGGGAAGGAGGCCGAGGGCGGUGAAGUUCGGGGACGUGGCCGUGUACUUCUCCCCGGAGGAGUGGGAGUGUCUGUGGCCCGCGCAGAGGGCCCUGUACCGGGACGUGAUGCAGGAGACUUACGGCCACCUGGGCGCGCUCGGGUGCGCAGGUCCCAAACCAACCCUCAUCUCCUGGUUGGAACGAAAUACCGAUGAUUGGGAACCGGCUGCUCUGGAUCCACAGGAGUGCCCAAGGAGGGUAACAGUCCAAAGAAAAACCAGAACCAGAAAGAAGAAUGAAGAGAAGGAAGUAUUCCCGCCUAAGGAGGCACCCCGAAAGGGGAAGCGAGGCCGCCGGCCCAGCAAACCCCGCCUGAUCCCCAGGCAAACAUCCGGAGGUCCCAUCUGCCCUGACUGUGGUUGUACCUUUCCCGAUCACCCGGCUCUGCAGAGCCACAAGUGUGCCCAGAAUCUGAAAAAGCCUUACCCUUGCCCAGACUGUGGGCGCCGCUUUUCCUACCCAUCCCUGCUGGUCAGUCACCGGCGGGCACACUCUGGGGAGUGUCCCUACGUUUGUGACCAGUGUGGCAAGCGGUUCUCCCAGCGCAAGAACCUCUCCCAGCACCAGGUUAUCCACACAGGCGAGAAGCCCUACCACUGUCCUGACUGUGGCCGCUGUUUCCGGAGGAGCAGGUCCUUGGCCAAUCACCGGACCACACACACGGGUGAAAAACCCCACCAGUGCCCCAGCUGCGGGCGUCGCUUCGCCUACCCCUCCCUGCUCGCCAUCCACCAGCGCACACACACCGGAGAGAAGCCCUACACCUGCCUGGAAUGCAGCCGGCGCUUCCGCCAGCGCACCGCCCUGGUCAUCCACCAGCGCAUCCACACGGGCGAGAAGCCCUACCCGUGCCCGGACUGCGAGCGGCGCUUCUCCUCCUCCUCUCGUCUGGUCAGUCACCGGCGGGUGCACUCCGGAGAGCGUCCCUACGCCUGCGAGCACUGCGAGGCCCGCUUCUCCCAGCGCAGCACGCUGCUCCAGCACCAGCUCUUGCACACGGGAGAGAAGCCCUAUCCCUGCCCGGACUGCGGACGUGCCUUCCGGCGGAGUGGUUCCCUCGCCAUACACCGCAGCACGCACACCGAGGAGAAACUGCACGCGUGUGACGACUGUGGCCGCCGCUUCGCCUACCCCUCACUGCUGGCCAGUCACCGGCGCGUCCACUCGGGCGAGCGGCCCUAUGCCUGCGACCUGUGCUCCAAGCGGUUCGCCCAGUGGAGCCACCUGGCUCAGCACCAGCUCCUGCACACCGGGGAGAAGCCCUUCCCCUGCCUCGAGUGUGGCCGUUGCUUCCGCCAGAGGUGGUCUCUGGCCGUCCACAAGUGUAGCCCUGGGGUCCAGAACUGUAGCCCUAGAUCUGCUAUAGGGGUGCCUAGCCAGAAAGGCAACCGACCGGCGCUGUCCAAUCAACGCACGCUCUCUCUCUACGGUUACGCCGUGGAGUCCAACCUCCCUUCCGAUUUGCCCCUUGGCAUGGAAGGGCAGAUAAGAAAGAAGGCCCUGAACCGGGACGUGACGCGGGAGACCUAUGGCUUCCUGGGCGCGCUCGGUGAGGUCCGGCGGCCCAGCCAGGACCCAGUAAUCUGUGGGAAGCGGGGACUGAUGCGCCCAGGGGCGAUGGGCUGGAAGUGUGGAGUGGAAAGAGAGGUGGAGGCGUGGAGCCCAGAGGCCCAGGAUCCAGAUCUCUGCAGCUGGUUUGGCCAGGUGUGUGCGUCUUCCCGCAGGGGCCAGAGACCGGCUUGCGGAUCCUGCUGCCGGGACGCGCAGAAGGAGACCAUCGAGUUCAAAGUCCCGAGCUCCACAAACGCCGAGAUCGUUGCUGGGUUCCAGAUCCCGCCUACAGAGACUUCCGCACUAAACACCGAGGGUGUUUAUUUGUCCCCAUCAGAAUCCCGAAUCCCAAACAGCCAACCCUGCUACUUCGGUUCCCUUCGGCUGAGUUCGGAGGCCAAGACUGGGCGGGGCCCCGGGCUCGGGAGCCCUUCCUGUGGACGACGAGAGCUGAGGCCAGGCGCGGGGAGCAGGCGGCCGCUGCUCUGGGCUGGAGGCCACAUGGCGCCGCCCCCGGCCCCGCUCCUGGUGCUGAGACCGGGGGAGACCGGGCCUAGUUGCAAGAAGCCUGCGGCCAUGAGCUUCGCGGAUGUGGCCGUGUACUUCUCCCCGGAGGAGUGGGGGUGUCUGCGGCCCGCGCAGAGGGCCCUGUACCGGGACGUGAUGCGGGAGACCUACGGCCACCUGGACGCGCUCGGAUUCCCAGGCCCCAAACCAGCCCUCAUCUCUUGGAUGGAACAGGAGAGUGAGGCUUGGAGCCCCGCCGCCCAGGAUCCUGAGGAGGGGGAAAGCCUGGGAGGAGCUCUGAGAGGAGAUGCCCCAAACAAAAAGGAAGAGGAACCCAAGACAGGGCCAGGAGCCAAAGGAUCCGAAAAGACUCCUAGGAAGGAGAGGCCUGAAGAGCUGGUUAAAAACAACCUUGACUCAACCAUCAGCAAGACCUCGGCAAGAGCAGAGCCACCCAGCAAAGCUGCCUGUGACCAGAGUGCAGGUGCGCAGCCCCCGGCCCUGGUGCCCAGUGUAGAUGCUCAGACCAGCCAGCGGCGCCACGUGUGUGCAGACUGCGGCCGCCGCUUCACCUAUCCCUCGCUGCUGGUCAGCCACCGGCGCAUGCAUUCGGGUGAGCGGCCCUUCCCCUGCCCCGAGUGUGGCAUGCGCUUCAAGAGGAAGUUUGCCGUGGAAGCGCACCAGUGGAUCCACCGCUCCUGCUCUGGGGGCCGGCGGGGCCGGAGGCCCGGAAUCCGGGCUGUGCCUCGGGCCCCAGUCCGAGGUGACCGGGACCCGCCGGUGCUGUUCCGGCACUACCCGGACAUCUUUAAAGAGUGCGGGUGAGCGGCUCCCCCUGGCUGGGCUUGAGCCUGACCUCAGCGCUAAGGACUAACUGGGCCCUGAGGGAGGCUCCUGAGUCAGGAAUUUGGGACCCAAAAUUCAUCCCUUGGUUUUCCCUCAAGGAUCCCUCUAGUUUCCAAACCUGUAAAAAUAAAAGUGCCUGUAAAGAUUCAGAGAUUAAACUUGACACCUCCUCUCCCUAGUCUUUCUUAAAAAAUGAAGAGAGUGACAUGCUGGAUUUUUCUCAAAGUGUUAUCUCAGUAGCAGGUGCAGCCAAGAUCAUGUGCAAACACUGUCUCCAAAAAAAAUCCCCGCUGCUUAUCUGCAGCAGAGGUAAAUGCUCUGGGGGACUAAGGCCGAGGAGGAGGCCUCAGAUGUAGGGCAUGGUCUAGUCGCGGGUAACUGACAUCAACAGGAGGCUCAGGCAGUGGAGUGGGUGGAAAGAAUACAGAAACACCGGGUGCAGACCUAGUCUCUGCAACUUGCCCCCAAGGCGUAGCUGUUAAGUCACAUGCUUUCCCUGAGCCUCAGCUCCUUCAUCUGUAAAAUGAGGAUCAAUAAUAUCUACCUCGGGCUUCCCUGGUGGUGCAGUGGUUGAGAGUCCGCCUGCCAAUGCAGGGGACAUGGGUUCGUGCCCCGGUCCGGGAAGAUCCCACAUGCCGCGGAGCGGCUGGGCCCGUGAGCCAUGGCCGCUGAGCCUGCGCGUCCGGAGCCUGUGCUCUGCAACGGGAGAAGCCACAGCAGUGAGAGGCCCGCGUACC
Messenger RNA from Lagenorhynchus albirostris (white-beaked dolphin), 3869 nucleotides. RefSeq lists its product as uncharacterized. Gene Ontology annotation, biological process: negative regulation of transcription by RNA polymerase II. Gene Ontology annotation, molecular function: DNA-binding transcription repressor activity, RNA polymerase II-specific. The coding region runs from base 16 to 3111 and encodes 1031 amino acids. Lineage: Eukaryota; Metazoa; Chordata; Mammalia; Artiodactyla; Delphinidae. The transcript is spliced from 11 exons. The record is from RefSeq and is a predicted model, not a curated record.